Molecule: messenger RNA, 2574 nt
Organism: Microthlaspi erraticum
Lineage: Eukaryota; Viridiplantae; Streptophyta; Magnoliopsida; Brassicales; Brassicaceae
Source: the annotation of a GenBank genome assembly
AUGGAGACUGUUUCAUCGGAAACAGUUUCAAAAACUGGUGUUUUGAACUCAAACGAGUGCCAGCUGAAUAUGGAAUUGAGUGAUGAGCAGAAGAAUCGACCGGGGAAAAAGAAGAGGAAGUCAAGGAGAAAGAAACAUGAGUUGAAGAGCAAUGAUUCUCAUAUCGAUAACCAAAAUGGAAAGGCAGAUGAGGCAGCUUCAUUUGAAGAAAGAAAGGAGAAGGAAGCAGAGAAAACCACCAGUGAGGAUCAAGUUGAAGAGCCUGGAGUUACAUUACUUCGCAUGGACGCAAUUUCUUCAACGAAAGAAGAUUCUCUACCAGAAGCUAAUAGGAAUGGUUCCAAGAGUAAAAGAUCGAGAAGAAACAAGAAGAAAAAGGAUGCUGUGGAUGAAGAGAAAAUGUUUGAUGAUGCAGGAGAAACCACCAACGAAGAUCAAGUGCAUCCACCACCCAAGAAUCCUUUGUCAAACACUACAAUACAAGAAGAUUCGUGCCAACAAGCUCAGGAUUCUUUUGAAAAGCCUGAAGCUGCACAACUUCUUACAGACCCAAUUUCGUCAACACGAGAUGAUGUCCAGUCAGAUGCUAUGACUUGUUCUGAGAGAAAGAGACACAAAAAGAAAAGAAAGAAAGACAAAGUUGGAAAUGCUCUGAGGGAAAGUGGUGUUGAUACCAAUUCAGAGGUUACAACGAAAUGUGUUGCUAGCCUUGAUUCGGAAGCUGAAGGAUCAAAAUUGAUGAGUAUAGAGGGGGAAAAUGUUGCUAGUGCUGUGAUUAUUGGUCGUCUGAAAUCCAAGGAUGAUACAAUGGAACCACAAAACGGUGCAGAGGUAAAAGCCGAUGAUGCUGUGUCCCAAACUCAGAGUCCUAAAGCCAAGAAAAAGAAGAGAAGCAAAACCAAAACGAUGGAGGUCUGUGAUCCUCUAGAUACAUUGGAACCACAAAACGGUGCAGAGGUAAAAGCCGAUGAUACUGUGUUCCAAACUCAGAAUCCUAAAGCCAAGAAAAAGAAGAAGAGCAAAACCAAAACGAUGGAGGUCUGUGACCCUCUAGAUACAUUGGAACCACAAAACGGCGCAGAAGUAAAAGCCGAUGAUACUGUGUCCCAAACUCAGAGUCCUAAAGCCAAGAAAAAGAAGAAGAGCAAAACCAAAACGAUGGAGGUCUGUGACCCUCUAGAAAUUACUUUAGCAACCUCUAUGAAAGGUGGGUCAGUAAAGUGUAUGGAACCUGCUUGUGUAAGUGAUGAAACGACCAAAAAACGGAAGGGCAAGAAGAAGAAAACGUCAUCCACAGAUCAGACAAUUGCAGAAAUGGAGGUGGAGGUCUGUGAUCCAUCUUGUAAUAGUAAUGCUGGAAAAGAGUUUGUGGGCGAGGAUAUGACAAGUAAAACUGACAAAUCUGCAGCGGGAGAGAUACAAGCAGAAGGUAUUAAUGACGUUGGGCACAAAAGAAAAAAGAGGAAGCGAAACAAGAUGAAAGAAUGUGAAUCAGUAGCCACCAUGGAUGGCGACACAGAACAAUGUUUAUUGUCUCAUUCGAAAAGAGGUGUGGCAAAUUGUGAUGGGAUUUCUGAUGGGAAGACUGACGUUAAGGAUUUGGCAAACAAAAUCGAAGAUUCUGCAACUGAGGGGAAAAGUUUCCAGAGUGUUGAGAAAACCAAAAAACUGAAAAAAGAUAAAAGGGGAGAAGUUGAUCAGGAUGCUUCGGGAGCAGAAGGUGUCGAUGUGGUUGAGGUUAAACCAAAGAAGAGGAAGAAGAAGAAGAAAGAUUCUUGUGAAGAUCACGAAACUGAUAAAAUGGAUGCGGAGAAGGAUGAAACAUCUUUGUCAAGUUCUGUCUUAAUGCAAAGUAAUGUGGUUCAAGGAGUCGCUUCACUGGGAACUGAAGAUUUGUCUAGAUGUUCAUGCGAAGGUGGAAGUACCAAAAAGUUGGUUGUCUUUGAUUUGAAUGGGAUCCUUGCAGACAUUGUCCAGGGACAUACGGGUCAAUUUUUUCCAGACGGUAGAAUAUCAUCCAGAUCAAUUUUCAGGAGACCAUUUGUUGCUAGUUUCCUUGACUUCUGCUUUGAGAGAUUUGAUGUUGGGAUAUGGUCUUCCAGACGCAUAGGAUUGGAUUAUAUGAACCACGUUGUCUUGGGAAACCAUGCGAGGAAUUUGCUGUUCUGUUACGAUCAGAGCAUAUGCAUUACAACAAACUUCAAAACUCUGGAGAACACCACAAAACCUUUGUUCCUUAAAGAUCUAAGGAGAGUCUGGAACAGUUUUGGGACAUGUCCCACUUGUGGAAAACAGAAAUACGAUGAGAAAAAUACCUUACUAGUUGACGAUUCACCCCACAAGGCCCUGUGUAAUCCUGCGCAUACUGGAAUUUUCCCUUUCCCAUAUCAGUACACAAACCGUAACGAUUCUGCAUUAGGACCUGAUGGUGAGCUUAGGAAGUACUUAGAAAGAUUAGCGGAUGCAGAGAACGUUCAAAAGUUCGUACAGGAGAAUCUGAUCGGCCAGACUGCCAUAACUGAGGGGCACGAAUCAUGGACGUUCUACUCUAGGGUCAUCGAGGCACAUAAGUAA